Aspergillus calidoustus is the source of this 1233-nucleotide messenger RNA. Lineage: Eukaryota; Fungi; Ascomycota; Eurotiomycetes; Eurotiales; Aspergillaceae. The record is from the annotation of a GenBank genome assembly.
AUGGCAACCGCUACGCGAGCGAGCCUCUCCCUCCGCCGGAGUCUUCUUCCCCGCCGUCACUUUUCCACCUCCCGCAUUUCCUCCGCCGACGUCACCCACGCGGUCAUUGGCGGUGGCGUCGUCGGCCUCGCAGUCGCCCGCCAACUCGCUUCGCGCCCAAACACAUCCACCAUUCUCCUUGAACGACAUGAUGCCCCCGGCACAGAGACAAGCAGCCGGAACUCGGAGGUAAUCCACGCAGGCCUCUACUACGGCACAACAACCCAAAAAGCACACCUCUGCAUCCGCGGCAAGAACCUCCUCUACGAGCUCUGCGCCCGAAACGGCAUCCCGCACCGCAACACGAAGAAAUGGGUCGUCGCGCAGAAUGAAGAACAAUGGGACGCUACACUGAAAGUCCACGAGAUCGCGAAACAGCUCGACGUCCCGACGCGCAUGGUAAGCAGCUCCGAGGCAGCUCGCCGCGAGCCCGAAGUCCGCGCCCGCGCGGGCAUCCUCGAGAGCGAGACCACGGGGAUCGUGGACAGCCACGCGCUCAUGACGUACCUGCAGGGGGAUUUUGAAGAUAAAGGCGGGGACUGCGCGUUCCUGACGGAGGUUGUCGGGAUUGAGGCGCUGAAUGGGGGUAGUGAUGGAUAUAGGAUUACGGCGCGGUCGGGGAGCGGCGAGGAAAUGGAGACGACAUCGAUUGUUGCAGAGACGCUGAUAAACAGUGCCGGGAACUCUGCGUGCAAUAUCAACAAUAUGCUCCUUCCCGAGUCACGGCAUCGCAAGCCGUAUUAUGCAAAGGGGACAUAUUUCUCGUACGCGGCUUCGUUUCCGACGCGCGCUCCCUCCGUCCUCGUAUACCCGGCUACUUUACCCGGACACGGCGGGCUAGGAACGCACUUGACGCUCGACAUGGGCGGGCAAAUCCGCUUCGGGCCAGACGUGGAAUGGGUCGAUGACCCGAACGAUCUCAAGCCGAGCCCUGAGCGGCUGCACCUUGCUAUCCCUGAGAUCAAGGCAUAUCUUCCGAAUAUCGAUCCCGAGGCGAUCAGCCUGAGCUACUGCGGGAUCCGGCCGAAAUUGUCCAAGGGUGGAUCAGUGAAUACGGGCAAGGGGUUUCAGGAUUUUGUCAUCCAGGAGGAAGAGGGGUUCCCAGGGUUUGUGAAUCUGUUGGGCAUUGAGAGCCCUGGGUUAACGAGUUGUUUGGCUAUUGCGGAGGUUGUGGACGGGAUUCUUUAUCGAUGA